AUGACACUCCAUCCAACGACAUACUCGACGCCAAUCGGCGGCCGUCAAGCUCCUUACGAGCCUCUCGGCCCUCCACCAAGAUCUACUGUAAUCUUACUCGGCGGCAGGCCGCUUACGCUCCGAACGGAACAGACCCUACCGUUCUUGUUAGCUAUCAAGAUCACACCGGUGAAAGUGUCCACGGAGCUCUCCCAACAACCCGCCAUUCUUCCACCUCUAGGGCCAGUAACCCAAUUUACAGACUUGCUACUCCGCCUGGAUAAUUACAAACAUCUCAAUACCAUCCGCUUUGUCUUGGAUUCAGCGUUGAUCGAAGGGGUGCUUCCUGUAUUGAUCUACAUGCGACGACUACGGUCACAUGAUAAGUGCGACACCUGUCCGAAGUAUCGACGAGGACGAAUCCUGCUCGAGCGGUUCCUCCUCGAAAACGACUUGGCCGUCUACCUGUUUGACGCGGGAAGAGAUGAAUACCGCAUUGCUGAACGCGAUAUUUCGCAAUUCAGACCUGGCUAUUUCGAUACUCUUCACGUAGGCUCCCACAGAGAAGCGCCAGAGGUCCAACUCUCUAGUCCGCUGCCCCAACCCCUUUGUUGCCAUUCCUGUUCGUCGACGUUCCUGGCACGGUCAAGCGCUGAGCGGAUCCCAUAG
This is a messenger RNA of Cooperia oncophora, 648 nucleotides long. The record is from the annotation of a GenBank genome assembly. Lineage: Eukaryota; Metazoa; Nematoda; Chromadorea; Rhabditida; Trichostrongylidae.